Drosophila grimshawi is the source of this 1325-nucleotide messenger RNA. It is a transcript of the gene shams, whose product is annotated as glucoside xylosyltransferase 2. Lineage: Eukaryota; Metazoa; Arthropoda; Insecta; Diptera; Drosophilidae. Gene Ontology annotation, biological process: protein O-linked glycosylation via N-acetylgalactosamine. Gene Ontology annotation, molecular function: UDP-xylosyltransferase activity. The record is from RefSeq and is a predicted model, not a curated record. The transcript is spliced from 4 exons. The coding region runs from base 151 to 1230 and encodes 359 amino acids.
GACUUGAAUGAUGUAUUUAUGUGUGUGCAUUAUGGGUUUAUUUAUCAUAACCGGCGGCCAUGUGUAGCCGAUUGACAAUUGAUUUGUGUUGGGCGGUGCCAAAUUUACAGACUUGUAAAUAAAUACAAAGAUAAAUAUUUUGGGAUCAAAAUGCGCCACUUUUAUAUGUGCUUCCUAAGUUUCACGGCUCUCUCUACGCUUUUCUACAUAUUACAUGAACGUCCUCAUUGGGACUACAUGGGAUCAUCCGAAACCAGCACAGGACACAACGAAAUGUAUCACAAAAACACCAUACACAUCGUUGCAGUCGCCUGUGGCCAGCGAGCUCAAGAGACUCUAGUUAUGAUAAAGUCAGCUAUCCUUUUUAAUUAUUAUCAAGAAUACCUCAAGUUCAUAGUAUUUACAGAAGAUCCAUUAACUGGUAUAUUAAGGGAGAAACUGACAGACUGGCGUGAUUUAUACCCGCAACUGUUUGACUUCGAGCUUUUGCCAUUAAAAUUUCCAAACAAAAGUGAAAUGGAGUGGAAAAACCUUUUUAAACCAUGUGCAGCACAGCGCCUAUUUUUGCCGUCUCUAUUGACGGAUGUCGACUCGCUGCUGUACGUGGAUACGGAUAUUUUAUUUUUAUCUCCGAUUUCUGAUAUAUGGCAGUUCUUUGGAAAAUUCAACGAGAGUCAAAUUGCUGCAUUAACGCCAGAGCACGAAAAUGAAAAUAUUGGAUGGUACAACCGCUUUGCACGUCAUCCGUUCUAUGGCCGACUUGGAGUAAACUCUGGAGUCAUGCUGAUGAAUCUUACACGCAUGCGAAAAUUCAAUUGGGAACCUCAUGUAUUUCCUAUUUAUAAGGAGUUUAAGCUACGUAUUACCUGGGGCGACCAAGAUAUUAUAAAUAUUCUGUUUUAUUAUCAUCCCGACAAACUCCAUAUAAUGCCAUGCGAAUAUAACUAUCGUCCAGAUCACUGCAUGUAUAUGAGUAUAUGCAAUACUUCACAUUCUGGAAUAAAGUUAAUACAUGGUAAUAGAGGAUAUUUUCAUUCUAACAAGCAACCAUUAUUUAAAGCAAUUUAUGAUGCAAUUGAAAGUUAUCAAUUUAGUUCUAAUGUAUACGCCGAUUUUCUGUUGCCGCUUCGCUCAGCAUUAAUUGCGCAACAUAUUAAUGAAUCUAGUUGUGGAAAAAUCUCAAGUGAUAUUCUUUUAGUGGCAAACAGUCUCUUCGAUAAUAAAUAUUAAGCACUAUAAGUUUUCGUCAAAUCAUGUAAGGGAACAUGGUAAUUAUAAACAAACCGAUUGCAUUAUAAAAUAUUUUGUAAAUAAUUAAAAGUUUU